Molecule: messenger RNA, 3997 nt
Organism: Actinia tenebrosa (Australian red waratah sea anemone)
Lineage: Eukaryota; Metazoa; Cnidaria; Anthozoa; Actiniaria; Actiniidae
Product: tubulin tyrosine ligase 3
Biological process (GO): protein polyglycylation
Cellular component (GO): microtubule cytoskeleton
Molecular function (GO): protein-glycine ligase activity, initiating
Source: RefSeq, a predicted model, not a curated record
CACGUUGCCAUGGCUACAUUGUUCCAAAAUGGCGUCCCUUAGUUUAGGGUUGUUCUGGAGUGCGUUCUAAAAUAACGUUUUUCUACAAUAAAAUGGAAAUGUUAGAAUACUGCAAGACUUAUAACAUAAUGAAAUCAAGCUUUCCUAACCCAGGGUCUUCUGAAUUGUCAUUACAGGACGCUGUUCUCUCCGAAAAUAAUGGUCAAGUUCAAGACCACGAGAGGAAUGUUGUUGUGGAAACAUUACAUCGAAUCCCGUCAAGACCUGGAGAUUUUUCACUUUAUCAUUCAAUAAAACACUCAAGCAACAAUUCCAGUGAAUCAGGAAAGCAGCUUAGUCCUUUAAGAGAAAUUUCCCGGAGUAAAACAAUGGCUUCGACUGUAAAAACACAGGCUCCACGGGAGGCACUCAGCUUCGAAUCCGAGUUGACAUUUGCACCAAAGUUGAACGCUUUGAGCAUAAAACUUGCAAAAAUACGAGGAGAAAAAAGAAGAAAUUCUGAAGUCAACCGUAAGUCUUCUAGCAUUACUACUACAGAUGAAGCUAUAUUUACAUUCAAGCCAAAAGUGAGCUCAAAUAGUGUAAAAAUUGUGCAGAAUUUGAAGACAACUUUUUUGGAUCGUCAGCUGAUUCACAUGAAGAAACAAAGACGUCAUAUUGACAGUUUUAUGCUCCCAAUCCAAGGCAAGGCAAGACUCAGUCCAGUACAAAUGAAUAGAUCAAGGACAAUAAAGACCCAGAGAUCAAAAGAAUUUAGUAGUUCUGUUGAAGAGGAGAAUGAAAAUCAUGAUGUUGAACAAGAUGAUACGAAUCAAAAUGGUGAAAUAAUAUCAACAACUAAUGGUAGUAAACGUAGUGAAAAUGCUGAUGAUGAAGAAGGAAGGAAGAAAGAGAAUGAAAACGAGGAGGAAUCCGAACACAAUGAAAAUGGAAGUGGAAACUUAAAUGAAUCAGAAAGAAAAGGAAAUACUAAUCGUACCAGUACAAAAACCACCAAAACAAAACAAGAAAGCUUAGAAAAAGUUAGUCGUUUUAAAGACGAAAGUCCUUAUAAUCAAUCAGUUGAAAAUUUGUCUUUAAAGAGACAAAAACGAGUUAUUCGCGCGCAUCAGCGCGGAGCUACUUAUCCAGCGGGUACCAACAAGACUAGAGCAGAAAGCGAGGGCUGGAACAACAGUACGAAGGUAGAAGAACCUAGAAAUCCAAGUACCAGUACUGCAAUAACCAAGAAGAGUAAUCAUUCUCGAACCGCUUCACAACCGCAGUUCACGGGAAAGAUGAAAUACGAUAACCCACUGUUUGAGAAAGUAAGACAUGCGAAGGAAGUAGCGGAAAGUGCUAUCAGGAACAAGCGAGUAUUUAUCUGUCAUGGUCCUUACCCAAUAGUACGCGCAGCCUUGAGACGCCGAGGCUACGUGGAGAAGCACUACAGCCCUUUAAUCAAAGCCAAGAAGGGGAAGAAUAAGAACAACGAAAGUGACGAUGAUGAUUCCUGUGAUAGUGGUGAUGAUAGUGAUGAAAACCCGUCACCUAAUGGCUCUCCGCGAGGGAAAGAAAAUAACUCUAAACCACUGGCUAGGACUAAAGCAAACGGGAACAAGAGGAAUAGCAAGUCAAAUGGAGGGAAGAAGGACGACGAUGGAAGCAGUAGUGAUGAUAGUAGCUGUAGUGAAGAUGAUGAUGACGAUGAUGAUGAUUCGGAGGAUGAGGAUUGGAAGGCUGGGUACGAGGGAGGUGGACCUAACAGUGAGUUUAAUCUAAUGUCAAGAAUGGUUCGAAAUGCUAAUGCAUCAUUCAUAUGGACCAUCAGACGAGACGAUGUGGACUUCAAAUUCUUAAGAAAGGAUCAAACUGUCAACCAUUUUUCAAGAGCAUAUUCCUUUACCACCAAAGUUGGGAUAUGCAUAAACCUCCGUAAUCUGGCCUUCUACGAAGAAGACGAUCAACUUUCGUUCUUUCCGAGGUGUCAUCGAUUAGGUGUUGAGGAGGAUAAGUUAGAUUUUAUAGAUGAUUUUCGACUGUGCUCUGCUAUAUCUAUCAUAAAAUGGGUCCUGUCACGAUACCACGAUGGUCCAGAUAUCCAAACCAAYCUACCUAGUAUAAAGACCACUGAAAACGAAAACACAACAUCCCAGCGCGGUACUCCUGUGGACGCAGAGAGACGCCUUGUUGAACUCGCUAAAGGAAAUGUACUACCUGUCAAGGCCCUAACCUUGAGCCUUGAGGCAUGCCGGGAAUUCCUUAGAUGCCGAGAACACUUUGACAUUGAUGACUCCUUGGACAAAAAGCCAGUAAUCUCAGAUAAUGAAUGGGAUCAGAUUAUUGAGUUUUCGUAUCAAUUACGGCAACAAGGGUCGCUUGUGGCCAACGCCUUUCCCUUUUAUCAAGAAUGUCAGAGCAUCUUCAAUAAGUUGAGAGAACACUUACCUCAGUGUGAUAUCGAUGGUCAGCGGAAUAUAUGGAUAGUGAAGCCUGGGGCUAAAUCACGUGGUCGAGGUAUUACAUGUAUGGAUCGCCUUGAAGAUAUCCUCAAAUUAACGGGCAAUAUCGUUGGGCAGAAAGAAGGUCGAUGGGUCGUACAGAAAUACAUAGAGCGACCAUUACUGAUAUACAAGGUCAAGUUCGACAUUCGUCAGUGGUUCUUGGUUACAGACUGGAACCCUUUGACCAUCUGGUUUUACCAGGAUUGCUAUCUUCGAUUCUGUUCUCAAAACUUUUCACUUGAGGAUUUCCAUGUGAGUAUCCAUCUGGCUAACAACUCGGUUCAAAAGAAUUAUGAGAACGAUAAAGUGAGAGACAAACGUCUGCCAGACGAAAACAUGUGGUCGAGUGACGAUUUCAAAGCAUAUCUAAAUAAGAAAGACUUGGGAGAUAUAUGGGACAAUGUCAUCUAUCCAGGAAUGAAAAAAGCCGUCAUCUAUGCUGUAAAAUCUUGUCAAGAGAUAGUGGAGUACAGAAAGAACUCGUUCGAGCUGUAUGGAGCUGACUUCAUCAUUACAGAUGAUUACAAACCAUGGCUGAUUGAAAUUAACUGUAGUCCAACAAUGGGGGCGAGUACAGGUGUGACUAGGAAACUGUGCGCUCAAGUCGUAGAAGACACCAUGAGAGUUGUACUGGACAGACGAGAAGACAAGAACUGCGACACUGGCCGAUUUGAACUCGCGUACAAGCAACCCCUUAUAAGUGCUCCUCCCUAUAUUGGAGUCAACCUGGCUGUCGAAGGACAAGGAAUUCGCAAGCACGGUGGACAAGUACGGCGGGCCUCCUCGUCUGCUAAAUCAACUACCUUAUCUCGACCUCGGGACAUGAAAAACGUCCUGAAUGAUUCAACAGAAGAAAAUCAGCGCCAAAAGCGAGAAUACUCAAAACUACAAAGUAGUUCUACACGAAGUUUGGAAAAGAAAAGCGAAGGCACUUGGGCAACUGGAAGCUCAGGGCAACUGCAGGCGCCUACAGUAGAAGAGAAAAUCUCCAAACUAAUGCCAGCUAGAAAUAGAAAUGGUAACCAUGGAGAUGUUAAAGGGAACUCUCAGACGCGUGUGUCACGCCCUAUGACCAUCCCCAAAGCAGUGUUGCGCUACUCCACUGAUUCCAAUAAUAAUAUGCAACGAAAUUCACAGUUGCCUAUAUCAAUAGGCCCUGAUCAUUGAACAUAGGAUGAUAUCAAAGGAUUGCUAUGGUUACGUUAUGAGUCUUUCAGUGGGACCAACUCAGAUGACGUCGACUGAGCUUAGUAGCGUAGAUGGCACGUCUGAAAUCUUAAGACAUAAUUUCCCGCAAAAUUUUACGCGCGCGUGCGGCAACAAGGCUCUUACUCUACCACCAAAACCGGCACAAAAUAUCAAUACAUCUCUAAAUCUCUCAAAAAUCAAAUCAAAUUAAAUUAAAUAACUAUAUUAGCAAAAAGGAUAAAAGUAACAUGUUCCUUUUUAUUUUUUUCAAAAGAAUUUGAAAGUAAAAUAUAUUUGACGGGUCCGAGUGAAUAGCACAAAUAUUU